AUGGCACCCGCGGCCGCCGAGUACAUCGUCUGCAGUACGGGCUUGACGCCAGAGGAGAAUACGGGUGCGCAGGGCCUCGUGCACGAGCUCGGCAUGAGCUGGGACGACGACCUUCACGUCGGCGUCACGCAUCUCCUCGCCAAGACCGUCGGAUCUGACAAGUACAAGGCUGCAAUUGCCGCCGGCAUGGUCGUUGUCAAGCCCGAUUGGCUCGUCGAGUGCUCGCGCGCAGGCUCCAUCGUGCCCACGGCGGCGCAUGAGCUUGGCAUUCUUGAAGGCCUCUGUAUCUGCACCACAGGUCUAUACAUGGAAGACCGCGAGAUGGUCGAGCAGCUCUGCGACGAGCAUCGUGCCGUGUACCAGACCGACCUCAUCUUUGGAACGACCUCGCACCUCUUGGCCGAACAAGCAGGGGGCGCCAAGUACGACGCAGCGAUCGCGCAUGGUAUUCCAGUCGUGACGCUGCAAUGGAUGGCGGCCUGUGUCGAAGCCAAGGCGCUUGUUGACGAAGACAACUACCGAGUUCUCGCCGAUGACGACGUCACGCUUGACGACGGACCGAGUAGCAGCAUGAAGCUCAGCGACGAGCUCACGCAGUGCAUUGCACUACUUCGCGACGAGCCGCGUGGCGACUUUCUGGAUGGCUGUGUCCUAUGGCUGCCUGGAUUUUCCCAGGACAUUCUGCUCAAGAUGAAGUGGCUCGUGCGCUUUGGCAUGGGCACGCGCUACGACGCAUACAACCCGAGCGUCACGCACAUCAUCGCUGACGUGCUCGGGAAUUGGCGCCAUUAUUGCGACACCAAUAGCAGUCUCGAAGUCGUCUCGCCCAAGUGGCUCAUCGAGUCGUGCUUGGCGUUCGAGUGUCGUCCCGAAGCGCAGUUUCCUGUGAGCACUCACGUCCCAAUCGCGCCGCCACCCAAGGUAGUUCGGCCGCCACCCGCCGCGCGCCCGUCACCACCGCCCAAAGCCACCCCACCCCCCGUGCAGAAGGUCGAUGAGGCGCCCAAGGGUCUGUUCGCCGGCAUUCUGAGCUUGCUCCUGCGCACGUGGCCCAUGGAUCAUAAACCAGCAUGCGCUCUCAAGACGGCAAUUGCAGCGGCCGGCGGCCGCACGCGUGAGAUCAACACGACGGACCCGCGCAUCCUGAACGCCAACGACCUCCAGCGCAUCGCGUUCAUUGUCGUGUGCCACGGCGCCGUCCUUCCCGACGGCAUGCUGGCGUCGCUCAAAGAAGCCAUGCCGCACGCCAAGCUCGUGACCGAGCUCUGGGUCCACUGCUGCCUCGAAGAGAAGCGGUUCUACCCGCGCCGUGCCCAUGCGCUCUUUAGUCUUUCGUCCAGCGCGACGCAAAGUGUGUUUCCAACCCUCCCGCUCGACUGCUUUCAGUCGGUGGUCGCUAGCAUUUCCAUGUACAUGGACAUGGAGCGGCUCGUGCUGGCGACGCUUUUGCAACUGGCGGGCGCGCGUGUGACACCACGCCUCUCGCAGCGCAACACGCAUCUCUUGUGCAGUGCGCCGCAAGGCCCCAAGUACGAGAAGGCGCGGAAAUGGAAGCUGCACAUUGUCCAAGCCGAUUGGCUCGUCGCAUCGAUGAUCCACGGACGCCUAAUGCCGGUUCCCGAUGCGCUGCCAAUCAAGCGACGCCGGGACGAAGCAACAGCGGUGACCCCCAGUAGUGAGAUUGCCCCCCGUGAGAUCACCCCCGGUGAGAACGAUCCGAAGGAGGACGUGGCCGGCAGCAACGCCCUCGCGCAGCUCGAUCACUUUCUUGGCGAAGAGUCCGAGUCGCUGGGCUUUGUCGCACCGCGUCACAAGGUAUCGCUGGCCCCGCCCCUCAAGAAGCAGUGCUCGGACCCGAAUUUCUUUGACGACACGCAAGCGCCGCUGCCCAACUCGGAGAUGGUCGACUACGCGGAUCCUGUGAGCACGCGCACCUUUCUCUAG
Messenger RNA from Saprolegnia parasitica CBS 223.65, 1944 nucleotides. RefSeq lists its product as hypothetical. The coding region runs from base 1 to 1944 and encodes 647 amino acids. Lineage: Eukaryota; Oomycota; Saprolegniomycetes; Saprolegniales; Saprolegniaceae. Gene Ontology annotation, biological process: mitotic G2 DNA damage checkpoint signaling; DNA replication initiation; mitotic DNA replication checkpoint signaling. The transcript is spliced from 12 exons. The record is from RefSeq and is a predicted model, not a curated record.